Molecule: messenger RNA, 2289 nt
Organism: Sphenostylis stenocarpa
Lineage: Eukaryota; Viridiplantae; Streptophyta; Magnoliopsida; Fabales; Fabaceae
Source: the annotation of a GenBank genome assembly
AUGGGGGCAGAGGCACUCAUGCAGAGUAUCAUGAUCGAUGCUGCUAGGCGCGUACCAUCCGUUAGGGACAGAAAAAGGAGCAGACUUGGCCAGCUGCUUGUGCAUGAAAAUGGCAUGGCACGCCAUGUACCAUACUCAAACCAAGCUUUUGGACUUUCUCACAAUUAUUUGGGUCUUAUAUGGUGCUGGUUUUUAGCGAUCUUGCUCGUGCCUCCAAAUGAUUAUGAAACAAAAAGUAUUGGUCAAAUAGAUAAGGUGAAGCAUGAGCUGUUGGUAAGUGGUCAAAUUGGGAAUGAUGUUGAUGUUACUUAUAAAAAUAUUCAUGGAGUAGUUCAUGGGAAUGGAGAUGAGGUCACCGCGACUCAAGCCAUGGACGAUCUAUCUCAACUUCUCGAAGCAGCUUAUGUUUUUGGUCACUACCCAGGGGCGCAAAGCAAUGAUUCCGCUAGGGACUUUCUCAAUCGCUUCCCUCUGACACUCAUUAUCAAUGCACUACAGACUCGGUUUGACGUGCCUGACCUAGAAAAUACUCUUGUUGCAUGCCUUGAAAAGUUAUUCAAUACGAAGUUGGGUGCUUCUUUCAUCCCGCAAUAUAUGCCUUUUGUUCAAGUUGGUCUGCAGGCAGAUUCUCAAGCAGUCAGAUCCUUAACUUGCAAAACAAUCUAUCGCCUCCUGGAGGAUAUUGACAAUGAUGACAAAGUUGCUGCCAGUGUUCGUCAAAUUAAAGACUUCAACAUAUAUCCUCUUUUGCUCGAUUGCCUCAUACAGGGCGAUGAACAAGUGGCAGCUGUGGCAACAGAUGCAAUAAAAAAGUUAGCUGGUUUUCCUGAAGGCAUGGAAAUUAUCUUUCCAUCUGCCAAAGUAGGUGAGACAGAUCUGGAGCGUAUAGCAUCACAAUCUUCAUCUCUGGUAGAAGCCUGUUAUGGAGAAUCAAAGCAACUUAGGCACAUGGGAAUUGGUGAAUGGAGGCGGGAAUAUGAUGAAAUUGGAGAGACAGGAAUGGGGAAGCAAUCAUUUGAAUGGCUUUUGGGCCCAUUGUGUGCACCUCAUCCUUCAUGCCACCUACUGCCCAUGCCCGCCCUGCCAUACAUAGCCACCAUCCCUUCUUCACGGGACACCACUGGUCUUGAGAUAGUCCAAAGGCUGAAUGCAGGAACUCUGAGCACAAGGAGGACUAUUCCUUCUUUGAAUACUAAAACCACAGGAGGACUAUUCCUAGUUUUCAAGGAGUAUGUUGUAUUUGGGACCCAGCUGCAUCAUGGUCGAGUUCGUGUGCUGGCAUUAGUGGUGAAGCUUUUUUCUGUUUCAAGAUCGGUAGCAUCUACAAUUUAUAGCUUAAAUCUACUUAAAUUACUGGAAGCAGAAAUAAAAAAUGCAGAUGAUACCCUUGUAACUUUAAGUGUUUUGGAGCUUCUAUAUGAGUUAGCAACGAUUGAACAUAGUACAGAAUUUUUGUCAAAGACUAGCCUCUUUCAAUUGCUUUCGUCAAUGAUUAGCAACAAUUCUGCGGAAUCAAUUUUAAGAUCAAGGGCAAUGAUGAUAAGUGGAAGGAUACUUCCGAAGGACAUUAUACACUCCUUCACAGAUGAACCUUGUGUUAAAGCUGUUAUUUCAUCUAUUGAUGAUAGACUUCAGUCGUUGGAUCCUUCAAAUAGAGAUGAAUGUGAAACUGCACUUGAAUCAUUGGGUCAUAUAGGAUCAUCUACCCAGGGAGCUACAUUACUACUCUCAGGUUCAUCACCUGCUGCAAGACAUGUUAUAGAUGCUGCUUUUGAACGCCGAGGACCACUAGGGCAUGGUAAACAGCUGGCUGCAUUACAUGCUCUCGGAAACAUAUCGGGAGAAACCAGAUCUAAGAAUAACAUCAUACUCAAUGCUGAAGCAGAAGAAAACCUGCGACGCUUAAUUUAUGAAACAGCCUCCAGAAGUUCAAAGCUGACACCAUUGGGUCUGUUUCUCUCUGUACUGCAGCAGGAUGCAGAAAUACGUCUAGCGGUGUAUAGAAUGUUAUGUGGAUUAGUUGCCCGACCUUGGUGCUUGAUAGAGAUAUGCUCAAAAGAUGAUAUUAUAAACAAAGUGACUAAUCCAACUACUGAAACCACGAAAAUAGGUAUGGAAGCCAGAUAUAACUGCUGCAAGGCUAUAUACCAAUCAUUGACACUUUCUGAUAGAGUUUCUGCUUUUAAAGAAAUAUAUGCCAAGUUGCAGCAAGCUGUUCAAAUGGGUCCAUAUCUUGUUAGGAGCCGUAGUGAAUCUCAACCUGCUGUGAAGACUGCUGAAAGAUUCUAG